AUGCAAGAAUAUAAUGCUCUUAAUGCUACUUAUAUUGAAAUAAAACUUGACAAUAAUGAAUGGAUAGAUGAUGUAUUAUCUGAUAAUAUGACAAGCGAAGAAUUUAAUGAAGAAGCUUCAAGUGAAGAUUCUAUUAGUAUUGAAGCUUCAAGCAAAGAUGAUAAUUCAAUUGAAGAAUUAAAUUAUAAAAAUUCAAGUGAAAUAUCUAAUAAUAAUGAAAUAAUAAGUGAAGAAUCUAAUGAUUGUAUGAUGAAUGAAGAGGGUCCUGAUAAAAUUGUUGAUAAGUCCUUAAGCAAAGAACAAAUGCCAUCAAUUAGUGAAAAGUUCACACCAUAUUUUAAUAAUAUCAUGGAAACAUUAAUGUUUUGUUGA
Molecule: messenger RNA, 372 nt
Organism: Cetraspora pellucida
Lineage: Eukaryota; Fungi; Glomeromycota; Glomeromycetes; Diversisporales; Gigasporaceae
Source: the annotation of a GenBank genome assembly